AUGGGGCCUACGGAAGCUUCGAGGAAGCUUGGUUACCCGAAGGGGACUUUGAUCGGAUGGAGAGACCAGUACUCAGACCGCACUCUAAGCAAGGACCCUGCUCCACUUCGACCAUCCAACCGCUUGCGAGCACCAGGUGGUGGGCGGAAGCGCAAGACUCUGGAUUGUGAAGGUUCCGUUCGUGAAUACUACGCGAAAUCUCUUCGACAAGACGGACGGGUCAGAAACGCAGAUAUUCUGGCAUAUUGCCGCACCAAGAAGGAGUUCACCGGUAAAGUCAAGUCAAAUGGUGCACAGGCCGUUUGGGUAAGCCGUUUCAUAGCGCACACUAAGAUUACAGCUGCUGGCAUCUCAGAUGCUGACGCUCAGCCUCCUGCUGCAACCGCUUUCGCGCCCAACGAAGCCCCCGACGAUACCCCCCCCAAGUCUUCCACUACAGCAGCCAUUGCGUCUGAUGCCAACGCGCUCGAUUACAGCCUGGACGACGCCCCAGAUGAUGGCCCAGAUGACGCCCGUGACGACGCCCAUGACGACGGGCCUGACAACGGCCCAGAUGACCCGGGCGAGGCCCCCAUCGAUACUCCCCAGUCUCCCGCGGCAGCGGCCAUUGCGUCUGACGUCGCACCCGACGACGAUGCUCAUGACGGCAUCCUGAAUGACACUCCACACGACGGUCGUAGGCGUCCAUCAUCUGCACCCGACCAUGACGCACCGAUGGCCACCACUCCAAAGAGCGAUAAUUUAGCGCUGCAACCCAGGAAGCGUUAUACUCUUCGUGAUCGUGGUACGUCCGCUAAAUUCCUCUUCCGGUAUCCAAACGAAGAGAGAUCAAGCUCUCCGUCACGUAUCACGGUUGGUGUUUAUCCAGCCGACCUUUUCUCUGUUGAGCCGUGCCAGCCAUUAAUAGCUUCGGUGGUUGAUUUUGUGAUUUACAAGCGCAUUGCUCGAGGAAAAGGUUUUGUAUAUCCAUUUGGCAGCUCACUGUUUGUUCAGAUAGAGCACGUGGACCAGUCAACUAAAUCAUUCUCUGCUGUCAAGGAGUUGGUGGACAAAGUAGAAUGGGAUUGUUAUCCUGUUGUGUUUAUACCUGUUGCAGCGGUGGAGCACUGGAGCCUCCUAAUAGUGGAGCAUCCCCUCUCUGAUCGAGUACAGUGCUAUCACGUCGACUCAGUGGCAGCGAAGCACCAGUCGGAGUAUGUUUUUGAUGUGGCCAAGCUCUUCAUGGAAGAGAUCAGUGGUCAUUCUGCAGUGAUGGAGGGAUUAGCGUUGACGAUGCAACCUGAACAGCGAAACUACUACAAUUGUGGUGUGUACAUGUUGUACUGCAUGAAUAAGAUUGCCCAACAUAUCGUUGAAAACUCACCCAAGACUCUGAUGAACGAUAUUCGCAAGUUGACGAGCAAGUGUACAGCCUCUAAGGCUGAUAAGUUUCGAGCCUCAAUGCGUGGGGAGUUCCAGAAGAGAUUGCAAUGUGCUUGACGAACGCCAAGCUUAGGACGUCAAGCUUAGGAAGUAAUGCAGUUUGGAAGACAGCAUGCAUUAAAUUGUCAAUCAAGCACUGCUUCUCAUGA
Molecule: messenger RNA, 1571 nt
Organism: Phytophthora nicotianae INRA-310
Lineage: Eukaryota; Oomycota; Peronosporomycetes; Peronosporales; Peronosporaceae
Exons: 1
Coding region: 1-1479 (492 amino acids)
Biological process (GO): proteolysis
Molecular function (GO): cysteine-type peptidase activity
Source: RefSeq, a predicted model, not a curated record